This is a messenger RNA of Bradysia coprophila, 1140 nucleotides long. RefSeq lists its product as uncharacterized. Gene Ontology annotation, biological process: cell wall modification. The record is from RefSeq and is a predicted model, not a curated record. Gene Ontology annotation, cellular component: cell outer membrane. Gene Ontology annotation, molecular function: pectinesterase activity. Lineage: Eukaryota; Metazoa; Arthropoda; Insecta; Diptera; Sciaridae.
GUAGUCUGAUAGAGUAUAAUCAAUUCAGUUGCUUUUACUAAUCACGACAAGCUUUACGCCAAUUUUCUGAGUUACUUGAGACAUGUUCGUUCACAAAUUAUGCAAGCAAUGAUAUCAAACAGAUGCAAUACGAUACUAAAAUUCACGGUGUUGGGUUCAGCGCUCUUUUCGUUUGUGGUCACUCAAGAUUGGCCUAGCAGAUUGACUGUUGCUCAAGAUGGUAGUGGAAAUUUUACCACCAUACAAGCAGCGGUAAAUGCUGUUCGUGAUUUAUCCCAAGUCCAAGUCGAAAUUUAUGUGAAACCAGGUAACUACCAGGAAAAAUUAAUCAUUCCCUCGUGGAAAACCAAGAUAUCACUAAUUGGCGAAAACAGAUCAACGACAAUUGUCAGUAAUGCCGAUUACACUGGAAAACCUCGACCGUUCCCCGAUCCAACGGGACAAACGGUAUUCAACACAUUCACCUCGUACACCGUUCUCGUUCAGGGCGACGACUUCCGUGCGUCGAACUUAACUUUUGAAAAUGUUGCCGGUCAGGUUGGUCAAGCUGUCGCACUACAUGUGGAAGGGGAUCGGGCUGUGUUUCGUGAUUGUGCCAUUUUGGGAAACCAAGACACUAUUUACGCAGCCAGCCAAAAUUCAAGGCAAUAUUAUUCGAACUGUUACAUUGAGGGUACAACCGAUUUUAUUUUCGGGGAAGCAACUGCCAUUUUCGACAAUUGUCUCAUCAGAACGUUACGAAAUUCCUACAUUACCGCCGCUUCCACGAGACCGGAAACAAAAUUCGGAUUCGUGCUGAGAAAUUGUACAAUCAUUUCAGCGACGGAUGUAACAUCUGUGUAUUUGGGUCGGCCAUGGCGACCCCAUGCUAAGACAGUAUUCUUGAAUACAACAAUGGGAUCGUUUAUCAAUCCCAGUGGAUGGCACAAUUGGGGUAGUGAGGCAAAUGAAGCGACUGCAUUUUAUGCGGAAUAUAACACACAAGGCGUUAACGUUACUUUGAGAGUGCCUUGGAGCCACCAAUUGACAGAAAAAGAAGCAUUUUUGUACAAUGUUGAAAAUAUAUUUGCUAUUGACGAUAGCUGGGUCCCAGAACAUUGCUGACAAUAAACUUGUCUUUUUCUCAGACUUUUCUUGAAU